Messenger RNA from Oikopleura dioica, 252 nucleotides. The record is from the annotation of a GenBank genome assembly. NCBI's taxonomy places the organism in Eukaryota, Metazoa, Chordata, Appendicularia, Copelata, Oikopleuridae.
AUGAUCAUCACAAGAGAGGAAAUGUCAGACAAGCAAUCUACACAAAUUUCCAUACAAACAACCUUCGCUCUCCCCAAACCACGCCCCAAUUUGUCCAUUCAAAAUGCCCAGAAAUCAUCCUUCACUCUUAUCAACAGUACCUGCCGCUUUUUCCCGAAUGUUCUGAAGAAGCACUUCAAAUCGAAAAAGCGAGAAAUGCCGUUUCUCAUCUUCGAUCAAGCUCGAAAAGCCAGACUCGGAAGAAACUUGUGA